AAGAGGGGCAGUCCCGGGGCGAGUCCGGGGGCGGGUCCGGGGGCGGGGUUGAGCUAGGGUCUUGGACCCAACCCGUAGUGGCCCCGCGCUGCGCCAGAACCAGCCAAAGGCAGCGGACCGCGCACGAGGUGAGAAAUAAUCCAGACUUGGGACUCCACCCAAAGGUGGACUUGAGUGACCAAACCAGCAUAUCAGCUAUUUCCGUGUACUGCAUUGGAGCCAAAGCUGUCUAAAAAAAAACCAUGGAUGAUCCAAGAACUGUGCUUGAUGUUGAUGAGUACCCAGACACUGAGGCGCAGAAAAACCGAACGCUAACUCUGGAAGAAUGGCAAGAAAAAUGGGUGAAUCGUAACAUUUCAUUUCAUCAAGAACGAGGACAUCAGCUACUAAAGAAGCAUUUGGAUACUUUUCUUAAAGACGAGAAAGGACUGCGGGUAUUUUUUCCCCUUUGUGGAAAAGCCGUUGAGAUGAAAUGGUUUGCAGACCGAGGACACAGUGUAGUUGGUGUGGAAAUCAGUGAACUUGGGAUACGGGAAUUUUUUACGGAGCAGGAUCUUUCUUAUUCAGAAGAACCAAUUGCCGAAAUUCCUGGAGCCAAAGUAUUCAAGAGUUCUUCAGGGAACAUUUCGUUGUACUGCUGCAGUCUUUUUGAUCUUCCCAGAGUAAAUAUUGGCAAAUUUGACAGGAUUUGGGAUAGAGGAGCCUUAGUCGCCGUUAAUCCAGGUGAUCGCAAACGCUAUGCAGAUGUCAUGCUGUCCCUAACAAGAACUGGGUUUCAGUACUUCUUGUGCGUGUUGGCUUAUGAUCCAACCAAACAUGCAGGUCCACCAUUUUAUGUUCCAGAUGCUGAAAUUGAAAAAUUGUUUGGUUCAAUAUGCAAUAUUCAUUGUCUGGAGAAGGUUGACGUCUUUGAAGAACGUCAUAAAAGUUGGGGAAUCGACUACAUUAUUGAAAAGUUGUAUCUAUUUACAGAAAAGUAAAUGAGACAUAAAUAGAAGCAAGUAAUAUCAACAUGUUUUUGAGCAAUUGAAAAUUGUGCUAAGACAGAAAAAUAUAAUGGGAGACUUUUUAAAAAAAAUUGUUCACAAGUCACAUCACAGAUGUUUGCUCAAAAACACACAUUAACUUUUUUAGAAAAAGACAUGUACUUUGGAAAGGAAAGUGUGAUUGGGGGUAAAAGAUUAUACCUGUGCAUCUUACUUAGAGAUUGCAAGAAUUUUUUGUACAAUUGGCAUGGAUUACUUGUAGAAUUAAAAAAUAAAAGAGAGGAGUUCCCCUUGUGGCACAGCGGAAACAAAUCCGACUAGGAACCCUGAGUUUGCAGGUGCGAUCCCUGGCCUUGCUCAGUGGGUUAAGGAUCCGGUGUUGCAGUGAGCUGUGGUGUAGGUCACAGAGGCAGCUUAGAUCUGGUGUUGCUGCAGCUCUGGCAUAGGCUGGCAGCUGUAGCUCCGAUGAGACCUCUAGCCUGGGAACCUCCAUAUGCUGGGGUGUGGCCCCCUUUAAAAAGCAAGGAAAAAAGAGAGAGAGAAAUGUAAUACAUAUACCUUAAAGAAAUGUCAUAGACCUAGAAAAAUUGGCAUCCUUUAUGAAAUUUAGACCCACUGAAGAAAUGUAACACUUUAAUCAGCUCAGGGGAAAGACAGUGGUCCAAGACAUUAUGUAAAACAUUAACUUUUACUAUAAGCCCUCAUAUUAUACUCAACCGUAGAACCCCUUUUCACAUUUUUUUCUCCUUAUGUAAUUUUAUAUGUGACAGAAUGAAGAAACAAAUUUUUAAAUUAACAAAAUUAACCAAUGUCUAUGGAACAAAAUAUUUUUUUCCCAAACUAAAAAUAAAAAUUUUAAAGAA
Molecule: messenger RNA, 1849 nt
Organism: Phacochoerus africanus (Common warthog)
Lineage: Eukaryota; Metazoa; Chordata; Mammalia; Artiodactyla; Suidae
Gene: TPMT
Product: thiopurine S-methyltransferase
Exons: 10
Coding region: 243-980 (245 amino acids)
Molecular function (GO): thiopurine S-methyltransferase activity
Source: RefSeq, a predicted model, not a curated record